Cylas formicarius (sweet potato weevil) is the source of this 1682-nucleotide messenger RNA. RefSeq names its product 4-hydroxybutyrate coenzyme A transferase. Gene Ontology annotation, molecular function: acetate CoA-transferase activity. The transcript has 7 exons. Gene Ontology annotation, biological process: acetate metabolic process. Bases 152 to 1579 code for a protein of 475 amino acids. Gene Ontology annotation, cellular component: mitochondrion. The record is from RefSeq and is a predicted model, not a curated record. NCBI's taxonomy places the organism in Eukaryota, Metazoa, Arthropoda, Insecta, Coleoptera, Brentidae.
GGCAAUUAUGGCAAAUGGUUUUUAGUUUUAAGCGUUCGAACAGCAAUACGAAUCGAUAUUUUGUACAAAAUUGUUGCGUAUUCGUCGAGUGUACAUACGUUCCGAGUAAUUUUUUAGUUGCGGCUAUAAGUUUUGCGUUCCGAAUUUAAAUAUGACACCGAUAAAGAGAUUAUCGCGAAAAUGUCUAUCGGGUCUUUAUUAUGGCCCGCCGGGCUCUAUGUCGACGUCGAAAAACUAUUUUACGUACGUAAACGAACCCGCGCAGCCCAUUAAGGGCAAAGAGCCGAAAUGGGUUGCCCCCGAGGAGGCAUUUUCGGAAUUACAAUCCGGGCAGACCGUGUUUGCCCAGGGUGCAGCAGCAACUCCAAUUGACCUCCUCAACGCGAUGACUGCCGUCGGCAAAAAGAAACAGCUUCAAAAUAUCACCGUCUGUCACAUGCACACGGAGGGUCCCGCCUCCUACACCGACCCAUCCUGCGAGGGCAUCUUUAGGUCCCUGUCGUUUUUUAUGGGCGGUAACGUGCGCAAAGCCGUCGCCGAAGGCAGGGGCGACGCCGUACCCAUUUUCCUGUCGGAGAUUCCGCAGUUGUUUUAUAAGAAAAUCGUCCAGCCGGACAUCGCGCUGAUCCAAGUAAGCCCGCCGGACGCUCACGGCUACUGUAGCUUGGGAACCAGCGUCGACUGCGUCCGAGCGGGGAUGACCCAUUCCAAGUUGAUCGUAGCCCAAGUGAACCCGAGGCUGCCGAGGACAUUCGGCGACGGCAUCAUUCACAUCAGUCACGUCGACUACGCGGUCAAAGUCGAUACUCCGUUGCCUUCGCACGGUGGCAAACCUCCCACCGAGGUGGAAACCAGGAUAGGCAAGAACAUAGCCGAGAACUUGGUCGAGGACGGAGCCACCCUCCAAAUGGGGAUCGGUAGCAUUCCCGAUGCGGUCCUGUCCGCCCUGAAGGACCAUAAGGAUCUCGGCAUCCAUUCGGAGAUGUUCGCCGGUGGCGUGAUCGAUCUGGUGAACCGCGGGUGCAUCACCAACAACCGCAAAACCAUGCACAAGGGUCGUAUCGUGGGCUCGUUCCUAAUCGGCACCCAGGACCUGUACGAUUUCGUCGACAACAAUCCGUUUAUCGAGAUGUUGGUCGUCGAUUACGUCAACAAUACCGGCGUGAUCGCCAGGCAGCCCAAAAUGACCGCGAUCAAUUCUUGCAUCGAGGUCGACCUUACCGGACAGAUCGUUUCCGACUCGAUCGGCACGAGGAUGUAUUCGGGUUUCGGCGGGCAAGUCGAUUUUAUCCGAGGCGCCGCGGAAGGCACUGACGGCAAAGGCAAACCGAUCAUCGCCCUCCCUUCGUCUACCAACAAAGGCGAGAGUAAAAUCGUGCCCACCAUCAAGCAGGGUGCGGGGGUGGUAACGACGAGAGCCCACGCCCACUACGUGGUCACGGAACACGGCAUCGCGUACUUGUUCGGCAAAUCGCUCCGCCAGAGGGCGCACGCGCUGAUCAAUAUCGCACAUCCCGACCACAGGGAGGUGCUCGAGAAAGCGGCCUUCGAACGGCUCAAAGUCAUGCCGUCGCCCUGAGCGCCACCUCGUAUUGUACAUUUUAUUUUACGACUAAGUGGAAACCCGCGUUUCCGUGUUUAUAUAUUUGUAAGAACAAUAAAAAGGUUUUAUUAGCUAUUAA